UGGAACCUUAUAUCUCUUUUAAUAUCCUUCCAACUACUUCCCUAUCCUCAUACUGGUGCCAACAUUGCAAAUUGUAUUAAGACUGUAACCGAUGACUACUUAAUUACUACAAAGCUACAAACUAUUACCCUUGACAAUGCAAGUUCGAAUGAUGUUGCAAUCCGUGAACUAAUUAAUUCUGCUUCGCAGGAUUUAAUUAAUAUCAAAAAAGAACUUUUUCAUAAUCGCUGUCUUGCUCACAUCCUGAACCUUAUUGUGAAAGAUGGAUUAAAGGAAAUUUCAGAGGCGAUUAUAAAGAUUCGCAGCUGUAUUAAGGCAAUACAUACAACACCAAGGUGGCGUCAAAUGUUUUUAGAUGUUUGUGAAUAUGAGUCCGUCAAAGCUACAAUCCCGCCUUUAGAUU
Racocetra persica is the source of this 403-nucleotide messenger RNA. Lineage: Eukaryota; Fungi; Glomeromycota; Glomeromycetes; Diversisporales; Gigasporaceae. The record is from the annotation of a GenBank genome assembly.